AUGGCAAAGACGCACUCCGAGUCCUCAGAGGACUUUGAAUUCAUCGAGACUCCAGCUGCUCCUACGCCCGAGCCUCCUACCGAGGACUGCGGUGUCCGCACCACCGCUUAUCCAGCUAUCAAGAAUGCGCCUCUACCGGCCGAUGCAGCGGGCAGCGAGUCCUUCAACAACUAUCUUCUCAUCGGCUUGCUUAUCGGUGUGCCUGCUUACAUGGCCAGACAAGUUCGUGGUGGAUUCUACACCACCAUCUUCCUGGCUAUCUUCACCUCGAUCCCCAUCUUGAUGGCGUUUUGGACUGUGGCAUCGUCCAUCUCUCCUAGGAAGAACGAGAAGGUACGAUACCCCGGCCGACCGGUCGAGCACUAUCUGCACUUUCGUGAAGAGGAGGACAGAGCCAAGUACCACGGCAAAAACCGAAUUCCAAUGGAAACAUUCCAUGAGAUGUACUUUGACGGGAAAGUGGACUUCAAAGGAGAUUGCCUGGAGAUGUUGGAGUACAGACAUGACUGGGCCAGCUGGAAGUUCACUCUCAGCCUGAUGAAAUUCUUCUUCACCGGCAUGAUCCCUGAGGUCAUCAUGCAUACCCGGUCUCAGGACGAGGAACAAGUACGUGACCACUACGACCGUGGCGAUGAUUUCUACAGCUGGUUUUUGGGUCCGCGCAUGAUCUACACGUCCGGCAUCAUCUCUGAUAUCAACCGGGAGGAAACUCUCGAAGAGCUUCAGGAUAACAAGCUCGCCAUCGUCUGCCAGAAGGUCGGCGUCCAACCGGGUGACAAGCUCCUCGACAUCGGCUGCGGCUGGGGAACAUUGGCCAAGUACGCCAGUGUGAACUACGGUGCUCACGCCACUGGAGUCACGCUGGGCCGAAACCAAACCGCGUGGGGGAAUAACGGUCUUCGCAAAGCGGGAAUCUCUGAGGCUCAAAGCAAAAUUCUCUGCAUGGACUAUCGAGACAUUCCGGUGCCCGAAGGUGGGUACAAACGCAUCACCUGUUUGGAAAUGGCCGAGCACGUGGGUGUUCGGCAUUUCUCCAGCUUCCUGACACAGGUGUACAACAUGCUUGACGACGACGGUGUUUUCUUCUUCCAAAUCGCCGGUCUCCGAAAGGCGUGGCAAUACGAGGACUUGAUCUGGGGAUUGUUCAUGAACAAAUACAUCUUUCCAGGUGCCGAUGCUUCCACACCGUUGGGCUUCGUGAUUGACAAGCUGGAAGGAACCGGUUUCGAGAUCAAAGCCGUCGACACCGUCGGCGUGCACUAUUCUGCGACUCUGUGGAGAUGGUACCGCAACUGGAUUGCCAACCAGGACAAGGUCAAGGCGAAGUAUGGUGAACGGUGGUAUCGCAUCUGGGAGUAUUUCCUAGCAUAUUCGACCAUCAUCUCUCGCCAGGGCAGCGCCACGUGUUUCCAGAUAACUCUGGUCAAGAACUUGAACAGCACCCACCGCAUCGAAGGCGUCCCGAGCCAAUUUGGACUCGAUGGAGCUCUCAAGGCUGGACUGGCACACCUUGCGUCGGUGAAGGGUGGCAUGAAUGGAGGUGUACCUGUCAAGGGCGAGAAUUGA
Molecule: messenger RNA, 1566 nt
Organism: Exophiala spinifera
Lineage: Eukaryota; Fungi; Ascomycota; Eurotiomycetes; Chaetothyriales; Herpotrichiellaceae
Exons: 2
Coding region: 1-1566 (521 amino acids)
Biological process (GO): cellular response to biotic stimulus
Source: RefSeq, a predicted model, not a curated record